Funneliformis mosseae is the source of this 816-nucleotide messenger RNA. The record is from the annotation of a GenBank genome assembly. Lineage: Eukaryota; Fungi; Glomeromycota; Glomeromycetes; Glomerales; Glomeraceae.
AUGGAAUAUUCAAUCGAUGAGUCGUUACAAAUGAUCAUUGAACAAAGAAGAGAAUUACGCAUUCAACGUAUUGAUGCGUUAUUAAAAGAAUUCGAUACAUUAGAAACCAUGAUUGACAUGAAUCAAUCCUAUGUUAACUUGUGUUAUAAAUAUGAACAAAUCUUCUCUCUUUGGGUUUACGUUCAUAAGGAUUUUCAACCUGAUGAAUUAUCGAAGCAAGAAGCCAUGAUAUGGCGUUUAAUGCCCGCUAUCUUAUUAUGUUAUAAACAUUAUUUAAUUAAAAAACGUGAAAAUAUGGAUAAAGAUGGUAUAAAUAUGAGCGAUAGACCUGUUUACAAUUUGCGUUCACUUCCUAAAUCAUCUGCUCGAUCCGAUUUAGCGUUAAUUCGUCAGAUUGGUACUAAAAUUUUAAGACUUUUACGACUAAAGAAAAAAGAUUCUUCCAAAGAAUCGAUGACAAAUUUUGAGAAAAUCCGAUUAUCAAUCAAGUUUGAAAAUAAACUUCAAAAACUUUCGGAAAAUGAAUUAAAAUUAGAAUGUAAAUCCUUGGUGAAAAAAUUUCGUAAAGCUACCGCACAAUUUAUUCAUCGUCACUCUACCAACGAGCUUCAAUUAAUUCCUAAUAAGAAAAAGCAAAAAUGGAUUGAACAAGUUAAAAAAUUAGUAACUGAAAUCGAAAAACCUUCUAUUAUUGAUAAUGAUGUCAAACAUAACCUUGGUGAUGAAGAUUCAAGAAUUCAAACGGAAGACAACCCUACGGAGGAUGUGAUUGAAGACGAGAGAAUUAACGAAAUUGAAAUAAGCAGCAAGGUAUAA